AUGGACGAUGGUGGCAGUGCCAUGGAGCAUGGCCGCACAACUUCGAUGCCGGGGCAGGUGGGCUCGGGCGUUGAACGGCUCCAUGGGAGCAGCAGCAUGCGGCGCAUCCAGUCGGGCUUGGGCAGUGCCCCGGCGCCGGACGCACGCGCUGGUUUCCGGCAAGCUGGACAUGGUGAUGGAAGUGCACCCUAUGUUAAUAGGGUGAGCAUCGAUGAAGCUAGAAGGAGGGAAAAUGUCAACCCCGACAACGAAGAUAACAUUCUGAUGGGGAAUGGUUCAGCUCCAAGAGAGACAACUUGGAAAGGGCUUGUAAGCAAUGACAUCUAUUAUAUUUGGAACCAUGGCCCCAAGUUUGGUGGGGGAUUUGAUUGUCGGUACUGCCCUCUAAUCACUAGAGGGGGAGGUGCAACCCGCUUUAGGGAGCACCUUGGAGGUAUACCAGGUGAUGUGAGGGAGUGUCCUAAUGUUCCAAGAAAUAUUCGUGCUGCAAUGAGGGAAUCCCGGGAUGACUCAAUGCGGAGGAAGAGGGAAAAGAAAAAUCGCAGAUUUCGUUUGGAAAGGGAUAUCAUGGAAGGGUUGUACCAUGGAGAAGGGGUGAUAAAUAUUGAAGAUGACGAGGAAGAGAUUCAGGCCGCACUUCAGGAGACACUAAGAGACAAGAAUGUCUCUCACGCAGUUGAGAGGAGGCGUGGGAGUGGCAGUGGUGUUCGUGUGUCUCUUGGGAAACAGAGUAUCACAACAUACUUUGACAAGGAAUUGUCAAGCAACAAAGUAUCAACGCAGCCAAAGAUCAACACUGCUUUGAAUGUUGAGUCAAAAGAUGUACUUGGCCAAGCUUGGGAAAAGUUUUUUCAUGCUAAUGACAUUGCUGGUCUGAAAGCAAAUUGUCCCUAUUUUCGUGCGGCUGUCAAGAUAACUCAAAACCUUGGCCCAGCUCCUGUUCCAACUGCCAAGGAGAUUGAUGGGAUAUAUUUGGACAAGAAUUAUGAAGAAGCUGAGCAGUGGUUGAACAUGUUCAAGCAAGACUGGAGGAACUAUGGUGUAACUGUGAUGUGUGACUCAUGGACAGGGCCUACUGGUAUGAGUCUCAUCAAUUUCAUGGUGUAUUGCAAUGCACGGAUGUUCUUUCAUAAAUCCAUUGAUGCUUCUGGUCAAACUCAGACUGCAGCACUUACAGGGAAUGUCGUGGGAGGUUUGGCUCAAGGUUGGCACGUUCCUCUACAGAGAAAAUGUCACCAACUGAGUGGUGGUUCCAAUUUGGAGGGGAAGUUCCUAAUCUGCAGAAGUGUGCCUUGAGGAUUGUAUCACAAUGCGUUUCGUCAAGUGGCUGUGAGAGGAAUUGGAGCGCUUUUGCUUUGGUCCACACGAAGCAAAGAAACCGUCUUCUAUAUGGCAAGCUGCACAAGCUUGUAUCUGUG
Molecule: messenger RNA, 1418 nt
Organism: Triticum urartu
Lineage: Eukaryota; Viridiplantae; Streptophyta; Magnoliopsida; Poales; Poaceae
Source: RefSeq, a predicted model, not a curated record